GGAUUCCCACCUCUACUCUGGCAAAGUUAUAUUGUUGUAAAUUAACGAAAGAAAACGAAAUUAAAAAUUAAUACACACAACAACUCCGUCGACAUUACGAUUAAAUUAGUUGGAAAACGAGAAUGCCAGCAGUCGAGGAGACUCAAAUCGUAAAGUAUCUAUCAAAGUAUAAAUAUGUGGCGGCCACCAAAAAGGAUGUGGUGGAUGUUGUCACGACAUAUCGGAGCUUAAGUUACGAUUUACAGAAAUUCGUCUUCAACGAUGGAACAUCCAAGGACUUAUUCACAUUGCAAGGCACCAUACCCGUUGUAUACAAGAGCAACACCUAUUUCAUUCCCAUUUGCAUAUGGCUAAUGGACACUCAUCCACAAAAUGCCCCAAUGUGCUUUGUGAAGCCCACUCCUACCAUGCAGAUCAAGGUGUCCAUGUAUGUGGAUCAUAAUGGCAAAGUCUACUUGCCAUAUCUUCAUGACUGGCAGCCCCAUUCAUCCGAUUUGCUAUCGCUAAUCCAGGUGAUGAUUGUGACAUUUGGCGAUCAUCCGCCAGUAUAUUCAAAGCCCAAGGAACAACAAGUGACACCGCCAUAUCCCAACAAUUCUUUUAUGCCGCAACCAGGUGGUGCCAUGGGAGGUCCUGGAGCAAGUAAUAUGUUUCUGCCUUAUCCCAGUGCUGGUGGCAAUUUUCCGCCAUAUCCCACAGGUAACGCCAAUUUCGGUCCCUAUCCACCAGCACCUGGAGGUGCAGCAGCAGGAGGUGCUGGUGGCUAUCCACCAUACAUGAAUUAUCCACAAACAGCUGGUGGUGGUGGAGGUUAUCCACCAGCUGGCGGCUAUAGCCCAUCGAUGAAUGCUACUUCAACUGGCACAAUUACCGAAGAGCACAUCAAAGCAUCACUAAUCAGCGCUGUCGAGGACAAACUGCGUCGCCGCAUACAGGAGAAGGUGAACCAGUAUCAGGCUGAAAUCGAGACAUUAAAUCGCACCAAACAGGAACUGGUUGAGGGUAGUGCGAAAAUUGAUGCCAUCAUUCAGCGAUUGGAACGAGAGCAAGUGGAUAUGCAGAAAAACAUAAAUGUGUUGCGCGACAAGGAACAGGAGCUGGAGAAGAGCCUGGAAAGUUUGGAGAAUGCAGAGCCCAUCGAUCCAGAUGAGGCAGUGACUACCACAGCGCCAUUAUAUAGACAAUUGUUAAACGCUUACGCCGAUGAAUCUGCCACCGAGGAUGCCAUUUAUUAUUUGGGCGAGGGACUGCGAGGCGGCGUAAUUGACUUGGAGACAUUCUUAAAGCAUGUGCGCACAUUGUCGCGCAAACAGUUCAUAUUGAGGGCCACCAUGCAAAAGUGUAGACAAAAGGCUGGCUUAGCCGGCUAAGAGAUUGGGGCAGUAUUGAAUGCCUAUACCUACGUUUACCUAUACCUCCCUUAUUCCCGACUUAAUCAUCAUAUAAUUAUGUAUUCGAUAAACACCACGUGAAUCUAUAAAUUUGAAUGUUUAAUUUUAAUAAAUUAAAUGAAAAGAA
Drosophila willistoni is the source of this 1518-nucleotide messenger RNA. It is a transcript of the gene TSG101, whose product is annotated as tumor susceptibility gene 101 protein. The transcript has 7 exons. Bases 123 to 1370 code for a protein of 415 amino acids. The record is from RefSeq and is a predicted model, not a curated record. Gene Ontology annotation, molecular function: ubiquitin binding. Gene Ontology annotation, cellular component: ESCRT I complex. Gene Ontology annotation, biological process: protein modification process; protein transport; endosome to lysosome transport. Lineage: Eukaryota; Metazoa; Arthropoda; Insecta; Diptera; Drosophilidae.